AUUUUAUCAGGCACAUUUCCGUUACAUCAUUCGUUGGGCGUGUCGUCUUUGGGAGCGUGAAGUUUGAUUGGCUACAGGCCACUUCCUGAAAUCUUAUACACGGCUGGCGGACAGAAGCCCGCGGUUUACAAAAGCUAUAGCUGGAUUAAAUUAAAUACUUAGUCGAGAUAGAAUCUGCCUCCACACAAGACUGGACUUCUAGAAUGGCGUCGAAAUCGCGCUAAAGACACCUUAAAGUUGACAACUGGCAGGUCAAUCCCCGCUAUAUCGAAACUUAACUGUGGGACAGCGUUUUGUUUGUUAGCAUUAACGUUAGCAGGUGUGAAGCUAACCAGGUAGCGCAGGGUGGCGUUACCUUGUCAACCAAAUUAGCAUCGACUGAAACCGCAGAGUCUGUUUUCUGUCUCUGAAAAUACAAGACACAGGCUACAUCAUUGCUCUAUCCGACUUCAGGCUCAUUGUCAGUUCCUGUUGGAUAAUCAACAGCGACAACGAUGUCGCUUUCGACAGACCAACGCUUCAGGUGUAAGGGAGAAACUAUCUGCGUGAUGCCCGACCACUUGUGUGAUAUGCUAGAACAUGGCUUGGACCUUAAUAAGUCAUAUCCAUGUGCCCAGAGACCGAACAAAGCCCUUUUCUCAUUGCAGCAUCGGUAUUAUCCUGGUUCCUUGACAGAUGAAAGUUUUAAAGUUUGCCCUUCAGUUGCAACAAGGAACUACCAGAUGUCCAGCCUACAUCCAGGCUCCAACCUUUCUCCAGCUUCCCUUCCAUACCCAUCCACUAUGUCAGAGAGAGAGGAAAGGCUGUUCAAUCAGCUAGUUCAUGGAAAGUUUGUGCUAUCGGGAUCUCCAUCGGCACUCAACCCAAACAAAGUUAUCCUUAGUGUAGACCACAAAACCAGAGAGAUUGUGGCAGCAAACGAGAAGGCUUGCACACUGUUUGAGUGCGAUACUAAUGAGCUGAUUGGAAAAAAGCUUUGCUACUUCCUCAAGAAAACCAAUCAAGUCCUAGACGAAGCUUUAGAAGAGGAUUUUCCACUAGUUGAUGGAAUUGUUGAGACUGUGUCUGCAAAAGUGGUGGAUGUUGUGACAGUGUCUGCAGAGGUUCCUGUGUCUGUGUGUGCCCAGAGACAGGCACAAAAUAAGGAUCACUUGCUUGUCAUGAUGGAAAAUGUGGAAAGAAUUUCAGCCACUCUGUCCUUUUCCCAAAGUGGCAGCAUCUUAACCUGUGAUUUGGCAUUUGCACAUCUUCAUGGAUAUCACCAUCCUAAAGACUUAAAAGGACUGAAUGUUCAGGAGCUAAUCCCGUCUUUACAUAUCCCGCUCCACGGUCAUGGAUUGCCUAAAGCGCUAAGGCUUCAGAGAGUGUGUGGUAAAAGUAAAGAGGGCUCAUCAGUCCCACUAUGUAUCAAACUUCAAGGGGCAGUACUGUGUCGAAAGCCUCAGCACCAGAACUAUGGGAUGGAUUGCACCUGCUCAAUUGACAUUCUUGAAGGUUCAGAUGUACAGGAAAAGCAUCCUUGCUCCCAUUAUACCUCUCCUGUGUGUAAGACGGAUUCCUUAGAUGGGGAACAUGGGAUGCAACCUCAGGAACUAGCCGUUGAUUCUAAAUACUCUGGCCCUGCAUUAGAGUAUUCUGGAACAGUUUGGGCAUUUGCUCCUCUGAGUGGUCUCCUCCUGCUUCACCCCGAUGGCUCAAUAUUCCGAAUCAACAACUACCUGGCUCUCAGUUUGUUUGGUUACAGCAGGGAAGAACUCCAGGGAAAGAGUGUCACUUUCUUGAUGCCUGGUUUUUAUGGCUGGAUGACAGACUGCGAAAGAAAGGGUAGCCAAUCCCAUGAUUCUCAAAAAGAUGCUGGUAGAAGUACUGCUUCAUCCAAAAUUUUGAGAAAAUCUGACCCAUCUUCAUUAGUGGCUGGAGACAUGGCCUUGGUGCAGCAGGCUUUUAUGGGAAGAUCCUUAACAGGAAGAGGCAGGAUCUUUACUGGAACCAGCACCAGGCUGGAGAAACAGGGCAGCCCUCUGUCAACUCUUUCACCCCCUAAAGUUACUUCCACAAGAAUGAUAAUGGCCAAUGAUACCUCAGAGCUGUUGGCAGAAGCAGCUCAGGUGGCUCUGCCCAGUAGUGAGUUGGACAGCGCAGACACCACUCAGGCACUCCUGCAGACAUUUGCAUGUGUGGAACCACCAGAAGAUGACACCUGCUGUGCAGUUCUCACCGAAGCACCACAAUGUAAUAAAGAGCAGCAGCUCAACAACGUUUAUUACACUCCCCUUCAGAAUGGACAUGUUGCUGGGACAGUGGCUGGCACCUCCCCUGAUGUAGGCACAGACCACCCAUCGUGUGUCUCUGUCCUCCAAGACUCAAGCUUUGAGGUCAUCUCACUGGAAAGCAGGUCUUCAUCUGGUUUCUGUGAAAAGUUUGCUGCUCAUGGUGGCUCUGACCCAGCUCAUGCUGAAGACUCUCAUUUAGCACACAUAGUGGACUCAGCCAGCUGCUUCCUGGAACUUAACAGCAAUGGUGAGCUGGUGACCCGGGCACUGGCAGACUUGGAUCUAAGCUGUAAUGUGGAAGUGCUCAGUGGUGGGGGGUACAGCGACAACAAUCAGCACUGCAUGGCAUCCUGUGAUUCAGCAAAGGUCCUGCAGACACCUGUUACAGUUGUAAUUGACCAGCCAGGAGAGCCUGGCUCCAGUGACAUACAAGUUGAAAAGGAAGACGGCACUUCAAAUCAGUGGGCAGCUCUCUCUUCAAUUCACAAAGGAAAGAGCCAGGAGUUCUGUGUGCAAGUGAACUGUGGGACUGAGCUAAUGCCAGAUAUUCCUUCCACAUCUACUCCAAAGAAACAGAAAGUGAAAGGCCAGAGCUUGUCCACAGACACUGCACAGCUAAUGGAAGGGCAAUUUGAAGGCAUUGCCUACCAUAGAGAUGGUUCAAAAGUUGACCUACAGUGUAAUGUGUGCAAGACUACACUGGCUGAUGGGACAUUUAUGUUCUGUGUGUGGUUGCAUAGACCUGGACACCAUGGGACUCUACUGCAAACGCAUGGAUCAGUACACGGUCAAUCAGAUGCCAGUCUAGGAGAGAGAAUUGCUGAGGCUUGUCGUGGGGAAGCAUUACGCUCUACAAUAGACUUAGAGCAUUCGCGUGCCUGUGAUGGGCAGUUUGAAGAAGAAUACCAGCCAGUCAAAGCUGUGGGCAAAGGAGCCUUUGGGUUUGUCUGGAAGGCAGUGAGGCGCUGUGAUGGACAAGAAGUGAUAGUGAAGUUUAUUAGCAAGGCCAGAAUAGUGAAUGACUGCUGGGUAGAUGACCCCAUGUUGGGACGAGUUAGCCAGGAGAUUGCCAUAUUGACAAGGGUCCAGCACCACAACAUUGUGAAGGUUCUGGAGGUGUUUGAGAAUGGAAGCUACUUCCAGAUGGUGAUGGAGAAACAUGGUGAUUGCUUGGACCUUUUUGAGUUCAUUGACAUGCAACCAAGGCUGGAUGAGCCUCUGGCCAGCUACAUCUUUAGACAGCUGGUAGCAGCGGUCUUCUAUUUGAGGAUGAAAAACAUCCUUCACAGGGACAUAAAAGAUGAGAAUAUCAUCAUUGAUAAGUGUUUCCACAUUCGACUGAUAGACUUUGGCUCUGCUGCUGUCAUGGCUCCUGGGAAGCUCUUCUACAAUUUCUGUGGCACACUUGAGUAUUGCUCCCCAGAGGUGCUUCAGGGUAACCCCUAUCAUGGUCCGGAGCUAGAAAUGUGGUCUCUGGGUGUGUUGCUCUACACGCUGCUCUUCAGUGAGAACCCUUUCUGUGAUGUGGGGGAGAUCUUGGAUGCCAAACUCAAACCUCCAUUUCACCUCACUCCAGAGCUGAGCAGUGUGUUACAUGGACUCCUGCAUCCUGAUCCUAGUCAGAGAAUGACCCUUGACCAGUUGCUACUACAAUCUUGGAUCAGCCAGCCUAUUUCCAUGGCAGAAUACAGCUGGACAGAGGUGGUUCCUCCAUCACAGAGCUACUGCAUACCACAGGAUCUGGAGUCCAGUCCCAAAGUUGAUAUUGGACAAGAUUUAUUCCCAGAUGCUGGUGAUGAAACUCUGCCAGACGAGGAGGACGAUGAGGAUGAGAGGGCAUCGUUGGUGGCCCUGGAGACUGAACUGCAGAAGUACCUCCAAGAGAGUUGAAGAAUGAAGUCAAAAAAAAGGAAAAUGAAGUCCAGCUAGUCAAAAACAAGGACCUGAAGUGGAAAAAUAAGAAGUGAAACACUAAUCUGUCUAGAUGAAGUCUUGGGCACAUUUACACUUUGCAGUAGAGUGAAUUGUAUUGCUGUGUCUGUGGGUUUUCAAACUGUCCUUGACAUAUGUGAUUGCUAAAAGGCAAACACAUGAUGAUGCACCAUGAAUGUUUUGUUUUUAUUUAAUCUAUUUAUUCUUUAAAUCUGAGGAAACUUGAAGCAUUAAAAUCACAAUGAUACUGAAUAAUCCAAGUGUUUCAAAAUUGAUCCUUUUGCCUUAGCUCUUGUGUUGAAGGUUUUUGAUUUGUCUGUAGUAAAUGUGUUGUUUGUGUGAUUUUAAUCUAAAAUGUGUAAAUAUAUUUACAAAAUUUUGUUUUAUUCAUAUUUUUAUACAUUAGUAAAUAUGCUACAAAUAAACUUUUUAAACACUUAAUUGUUUAAAUUAAUAUUG
Betta splendens (Siamese fighting fish) is the source of this 4664-nucleotide messenger RNA. RefSeq names its product PAS domain containing serine/threonine kinase (gene pask). The record is from RefSeq and is a predicted model, not a curated record. Gene Ontology annotation, biological process: protein phosphorylation; intracellular signal transduction; negative regulation of glycogen biosynthetic process. Bases 495 to 4163 code for a protein of 1222 amino acids. Gene Ontology annotation, molecular function: ATP binding; protein serine/threonine kinase activity. The transcript has 21 exons. Gene Ontology annotation, cellular component: cytoplasm; nucleus; cytosol. NCBI's taxonomy places the organism in Eukaryota, Metazoa, Chordata, Actinopteri, Anabantiformes, Osphronemidae.